Messenger RNA from Gavialis gangeticus (Gharial), 2977 nucleotides. RefSeq names its product phosphatidylinositol-4-phosphate 5-kinase type 1 gamma (gene PIP5K1C). The transcript is spliced from 19 exons. The record is from RefSeq and is a predicted model, not a curated record. Gene Ontology annotation, biological process: phosphatidylinositol metabolic process. Lineage: Eukaryota; Metazoa; Chordata; Crocodylia; Gavialidae. Gene Ontology annotation, molecular function: phosphatidylinositol kinase activity. Bases 162 to 2189 code for a protein of 675 amino acids.
UCGCGGUGCCCGCUCUCUGUGGUACCCGCGGCCCGUCACGGCUCCCAGUCUCCUCAGCGGCGGCUCGUGCUGGUGUCAGCGGCGGCCGCGGGAGGGGGCGCGGCGGCCGGACCGGGGCCGGGGUCUGUGUUUGCCCAGCCUCACUCUCUCCCCGCGCGGCCAUGGAGCUGGAGGUGCCGGACGAGGCGGACAGCGCCGCCGCUACCGGCGCCGGAGCCAUCACUCCCGAGGCUGGACCGGACGCGGCAGGAGGUCUGGCACCAAAGAAGACAGCUGUUACUGAGGGCCCAUCGUUAUCAGGACAGCCUGGGGCUGGCCAAGGGAAGAAGAUAGGUCAUCGUGGAGUCGAUGCUUCUGGCGAAACCACCUACAAAAAGACUACUUCAUCCACUCUGAAAGGGGCCAUCCAGCUAGGGAUUGGAUACACAGUGGGGAACCUGAGCUCCAAGCCUGAAAGAGAUGUCCUGAUGCAAGAUUUUUAUGUGGUGGAGAGUAUUUUCUUCCCCAGCGAAGGAAGUAACCUUACUCCAGCUCAUCAUUACCCUGACUUCAGGUUCAAAACCUAUGCACCUGUGGCUUUUCGGUACUUCCGAGAGCUAUUUGGCAUUCGUCCAGAUGAUUAUUUGUAUUCAUUAUGUAAUGAGCCCCUGAUUGAGCUAUCAAACCCUGGUGCCAGUGGCUCGCUCUUCUAUGUCACAAGCGAUGAUGAGUUCAUCAUAAAAACUGUGAUGCACAAGGAAGCGGAAUUCUUGCAGAAGCUUCUUCCUGGUUACUACAUGAACCUGAACCAGAAUCCACGGACCCUGCUGCCAAAGUUCUAUGGACUGUACUGUGUUCAGUCAGGGGGGAAGAACAUUCGGGUAGUGGUGAUGAACAACAUUCUGCCCCGAGUAGUGAAAAUGCACCUAAAAUUUGACCUGAAAGGUUCUACCUACAAACGCCGGGCAUCCAAGAAGGAGAAAGAGAAGUCCAGCCCCACAUACAAAGACCUGGACUUCAUACAGGACAUGCCUGAGGGGCUAAUGCUGGAUGCAGACACCUUCAGUGCUCUGGUGAAAACACUGCAGCGAGACUGUCUGGUGUUGGAAAGUUUUAAAAUCAUGGACUACAGCCUGCUGCUCGGUGUGCAUAACAUAGACCAGCAAGAACGGGAGCGGCAAUCUGAGGGAGCCCAGAGCACGUCUGAUGAGAAACGUCCUGUUGGGCAGAAGGCACUUUACUCCACCGCCAUGGAGUCCAUCCAGGGUGGGGCUGCCCGGGGGGAGUCCAUAGAUACAGAUGACACAAUGGGAGGAAUCCCAGCUGUGAAUGGCAAAGGAGAGCGCCUUCUGCUGCAUGUAGGAAUAAUAGAUAUCCUUCAGUCAUACAGGUUCAUCAAGAAGCUAGAACACACCUGGAAGGCCCUUGUCCAUGAUGGGGACACCGUGUCAGUACACAGACCCAGCUUUUAUGCAGAGAGAUUUUUCAAAUUCAUGACCAACACAGUGUUUCGAAAGAAUUCCUCUCUAAAAUCAUCCCCGUCUAAGAAAGGACGUAGUGCCUUGUUAGCUGUCAGGAUGCCUGGUCCAACAGCUGCAUUUUCAGCUAGCCAGCUCCCCUCGGAAAAGGAUGACGCCCAGUAUGAUCUACGUGCUGCCAGAAGUUACCCUACUCUAGAUGAUGAAGGUGCUAAACUUAACCAAGACAGGGGGGAAGGCAGGCCAGACCUGCUUCCCUGCACUCCUCCUUCAUUUGAAGAAGCUACCACAGCCUCCAUAGCAACAACGCUCUCUUCAACUUCUCUCUCUGUUCCUGAGCGGUCUCCCUCUGAGACCUCUGACCAGCCCAGGUACAGGAGGCGCACGCACUCCUCAGGGCAGGAUGGCAGGUCACAUGAGGAAGAUCGGGUUGAAGAAGAGCUCCAGCAGAUAAAUGUAGAGCUAGAGACAAAGUGUGACAUUGAGAUUGUGGCUCCGGAAGAAGAUAAAGGGGAGGCAGCUUCUUUAGCCUGUGCCAUUGUAACAUCCACGGCUACAAUAGAAGUGGAAACGGCUAGUCAGGCCUCAGAACCAGCCAGCCAGGCUUCGGAUGAAGAAGAUGUGCCAGUCACAGACAUAUACUUUCCUACAGACGAGAGGAGUUGGGUUUACUCCCCCCUCCACUAUAGCACUCAAGUCCACUCUGUCUCUGAUGAGGAGAGCGAUACAUAAUCACUAUGCAGACACUGAAGACUCAGAGACCAGCGUUUCCCUCUGCAGGUUGACGUGUUCCCUUUUCGUUGAUGCAGCCGUUCCAGAGGGAUGGGGAAGAGCUUGCUGACACCAGUAUUGCUGCACUGCAGGAUCCCAGGCACUGCAUUUCAGAAUGGAGCGCAACUCUAAACAUGUAUUUAUAUCUAUCCAAGAUGUGGACAGCAAAGAAACCUCCUGCUCAGGGCUCCCAAAGGAGACUUUCAACUGGGUGGUGAGAAUCCUGGGUAGUAACAAAGUGUUUCCAAACGUGCACUACUGUAGCUACCUACCUGUGUGUGAUACUGUGAACCUUUUUAAUUUUGUAAUCAUGUAUUUAUUUUAUCUUUGCACAGACACAGCACAAACGUGCUUUUUUAAAAGUUUAGUUUACUGCACUUUUUUUGGUUGUCAUAUUUAUGUGCUUCAUAAACAGUGUGAAACCUCACUGGAGGUGGCAAGAGGGCAGAUCUUCACUGGGGAGGGCACAACAGGAAUAGCUCCAUGACUGAGGCAGCAGUGUGGUCUAACCCCAGACAGCAGGACUGAGAAUCAAGGGGGCCAGAGUCCUACCCAGACUCUCACUGAUUUGUUGUGUGACCUAUCUAAGUCACUGAACCACUCUGUGCCUCAGUUUUCCCAUGUAUGAAUGGGAAUAAUAUCCACUUCAAUUAAAGCACUGAGACCCUUGGAUGAAAGGUGCUAUAUAAAUGCAGUAUAUUUAAAGGCUAUUCAGUAAAAUUGUUCCUAUACUAAAGCACUCCAAACUA